This is a messenger RNA of Penicillium verhagenii, 1884 nucleotides long. RefSeq names its product dolichyl-P-Glc:Glc(2)Man(9)GlcNAc(2)-PP-dolichol alpha-1,2- glucosyltransferase (gene alg10). The record is from RefSeq and is a predicted model, not a curated record. Bases 1 to 1884 code for a protein of 627 amino acids. Gene Ontology annotation, biological process: protein N-linked glycosylation; dolichol-linked oligosaccharide biosynthetic process. Gene Ontology annotation, cellular component: endoplasmic reticulum. Gene Ontology annotation, molecular function: dolichyl pyrophosphate Glc2Man9GlcNAc2 alpha-1,2-glucosyltransferase activity. Lineage: Eukaryota; Fungi; Ascomycota; Eurotiomycetes; Eurotiales; Aspergillaceae. The transcript is spliced from 3 exons.
AUGAGUUCCGCUCUAGAGUCAAAUCUGAGCCGCGCUGCGCGCUACGCCAUUCCAUUCGCGCUGGUGUUCAUCCCGCUCUGGAGGACCAAAGUCCAAUCCGAAGUCCCCGAACCAUACCUUGACGAGGUAUUCCAUGUCCCCCAAGCACAGGCUUACUGGGCACACCAGUGGACACAUUGGGAUCCCAAAAUCACGACUCCGCCCGGCUUGUAUCUGUGGUCGUAUCUGCUCUGCGCCGCAUUGCUCACUCUCCGCGGGUCUCCGACAAAGCUCACGACCGAAGCUCUCCGCACCACGAAUGUCGCCACUACCGCCAUUUUCCUUCCCUGGAGACUCCAGACCCUUUCGGAUGCAGUGCAUAACGUGAAGAAUAACCGGACUCUGGGCGCUUGGCUGAGCCAUUCCGUCUUGAACAUAUGUUUGUUCCCGCCGCUGUUCUUUUUCUCCGGUCUCUACUAUACCGACAUUCUUGCUCUCUUGGUCGUGAUUGAAGCGUAUAACUGGGAUUUGAAGAGGGCAGCUGGAACUGGCUUUGCGGCUUUCUUUUCCACGCUGGGUUUCCUCGUUUUUGGACUAGCUGCGCUUGCUUGCAGGCAAACGAACAUCUUUUGGGUCUCGGUCUUUCUAGGUGGGCUACAAGUUGUUCGCAAGAUUCGAAAGUCUUCCGAGGCAUGCAAAUCGUCUGCUUUCUCGGAUAUUGUGAAGGGUGGUCUGAAUAAUGAGAUCUACGAUCCUUUGGUCUCGGAAGCUUCCUUGACAGAUUAUUUCAAAACUGCCAUCUCAUUUGGAACUGCUGGCCUCAGCAAUCCGAUCUCCACUGUGGUUUCGAUCACACCACACAUCAUUAUUCUCGGAGCUUUUGGUGCAUUCGUUUUUUGGAAUGACGGUGUGGUGCUUGGUCAUAAGGAGUUCCACACAGCUGGCAUCCAUUUAGCUCAAAUGCUUUACAUUUGGCCGUAUUUUGUCUUCUUCUCUUGGCCACUGCUUGUCAUCCCUGUGGCUAAUGUCAUUCUCCCAAGUACAUUUUUGCCUAAAUAUUUCAACUAUGGUUUCCCGGAGAAGCAGCGACGCCUUCCCAAGCUCAUCGCUGUUUUGGUUGUUCUUCCUCUCAUGCUUGCCAUCGUCCAUUUUAACACCAUUGUACACCCUUUCACUUUGGCCGAUAACCGACACUAUGUCUUCUAUGUGUUCCGCCUUCUACUGGGUGUCCACCCUGCCGUGAAAUAUGUGGCUGUUUUGGUUUACUUUGUCUGUGGAUGGUCCGUUCUUUCGGCCUUUGGUUUCUCUAUUAUUCAAGCGCCGCCACGACUGCUGCGAAUUCCCCAGGCUCCAGCUCCAGCACCCGCACCUGCCCCGCCUGUUGCAACACCUGCCAGCGAUCCAGCUCAAGGGAACAGAAAGACACGCCGAGCCAACGAGAAGACCGCAGCCAAAAAGGAACAGCAACCGAAGAAGUCGAAACCGAAGACUAAACCGAACCAGCCCGAUCCUGUGGCGCUCGAAGCAUAUGCCAGAGUUCAAGAAGGCCUCAUCAAACGUCGCAAGGAGCAGCCAGGCGCUCCACGUGUUAGCUUCGUUCUCGUGUGGCUUGCAGCUACUACCCUGUCUCUUGUAACCGCUCCCCUUGUGGAGCCCCGCUACUUUAUCAUCCCCUGGGUGAUGUGGCGCCUGCAUCUCCCAGCAAUGCCGAGCCUUGCUGCAUUCCGGAAGCAGCGUCCGCAAACUGAAAAGGAGAGAGAACUUGUUGAUCUGGCUACCAAUAUUCCCAAAUUCGUGGAGACUGUCUGGUUCCUGGUCAUCAAUGCAGUGACUGGAUAUUUCUUCCUGUACAAGGGCUUUGAGUGGCCCCAGGAGCCAGGCAAGAUCCAACGGUUCAUGUGGUAA